AUGCCGCCUAAAAAAGUACCAAGAAUAUCUGGUGAACCAAAAACUUUGCGAAGCCGUACCAAAAAAAGAAGCCUCGAUGAUAAAAAUAACCCAAAACUUAAAGUUACAAUUCCAUUGCAAAAUGUUCCAGAUAGUGUCAAAAUCCCGGCUAGAGAUGUAAUGCCAAUGCUUGGCAAGAAUGAUAUCAAAAUUAUGCUAGCCAAUGAAGUUGUUAGACGACAAUUUCCAAAGAAAAGAUUGCUUGUAGAGGAGCCAACUGAAACAACAAAUACAAAAAAGGUUAAAAUUAACAAAACUGUAGCGAAGAAAAAACCUGUAUUAAAUAGAAAGAGAUUGUUAAGAAAAGAUAAGGUGUCCAAUGAAAUUUUAGGAGAAUCUUUACAAGGAAAGAAUAAAAGAAGAGCUGUGGCUAAGAAAAAUACAAUUAUUAUUGAAAGUGUACAAUGCAAUGGGAGUCCAGAUCCACUCCUGGCAAAAACUGAAGAAAUCCCACAAGAAUCUGACAAGGAAGAAUCUAAAAAUCCAAUCCCUGUCAAAGGAAAGAGAACCCUUAAAAAAACUUUAUCAGUUACAGGUGCUAACAAAUCAGUUAAAGAAAAUAGCCAAGUAAUCACUCUGAAUACUAUUUCUAAACGUAAACUGCCUCUCAAUCGAAAAUCUGCAGUAGGACCUGGACCAAAAACUCGAAAAAAAGCAGCUGAUGUAACUACAGAAAAAGGUGUAGUUCCAGAAGAACCGAAAGUUGAUACUAAAGUUGGUACUGAAAAGGACUCGCUUAACACAAGAAGAUGUUCUAUAGUGAGCUCUGAAUUUUCAUGGACUAAAGACAUAUCUAGUUCUAGUACAUCAACUUGUGUUACUGUUUCAUCCAAAGAUUUUUUUCGUAUCGACAAUAAAAUUCCGGUGAUCAAACUUACUAAUAUUGAUCGGCACAUGAAAAGUGAUGAUAAUAGUAUAUGUGUUAGUGUGAUAGGAGACACUGAAAAUAACGCUAAGAGUGAUCUAGAAAAUAAUGCUGAAAAACACGUAGUAGAUGACGGUGUCCAUGAAACUGCUUUUCCAUUAAAUAUGAGCUCUUCAUCAUCAGAGAGUAGCUCCGAUGAAGAGGAGGAACCCCAAAACAAUCAAAAUACAAGCAAAGUAACAAGUACUUUAGAAAAAUUGGCUUCAAAAUUAAAGAAUUUCGACUUGGAAAUUAUUAACUGGAUAGGUUACACAGACAAAAAUGCAAACAGUGAUAUAACAAAAUUUCAAGAUAAGUUAUUUAGUGAAAACUUUUUGUACGAAGAAAGAGAUGUAAUAUUACGCUGUCAGAGUAUAACUAAGAUUUUAUCAGAUCAUAGACCAGAUAUAGAUGAAAGUGAAAAAGAAAAUUGUGAAAGACAACAUGAAACUAAUGUUAAUUUAGACCAUUAUAUUAAAAAUAAAUCAGAUAAAAGUACAGAUACAGAAGAAAAUUUAAGCGACCAAGAAAGGAAACCAGAUCAGUUAGAAGAUAAGUCUGUUCAUAACAACACAUAUAACAACGAUGAAGACGACGCUUUAUCUUUGUACGCUGAAAGUAUAACUGAUAUGGAAUCGCCAAGGAAUUGGUGUCAGAAACCCCGAGAACAUAAUACAGAAGAAUAUGUUCCUUUACCAGUCAAAGAUGUAUUUAAAAAACCCGAAACAAUAACGUAUAAACCGACAAAAAUCAAGAGACCUCUACUAAAAGAUCCUGAAAACGUGAACGAAGUAACGGUCUGUGAGAAGUCAAAUGCAGAUUCAACGUCUAUGUAUCGUGAAAAUAACGAUAGCACUUCUGAAGAAAAUAUAGUUAUUUACGAAGAUAGAAACGGCGAUGGAGAAAAGACUAAGUCAAAUUUAACACAUAGCGAUUCUAUUUUAACGUGUCUUUAUGAGAAUAGAAGUGAAGUAGAAAAAUCUAAGUCUUUAACAAGUAAAGAUUCUAUUUUAAUGUCUACUUAUGAGGAUAGAAACGAUGUAGAAAAAAGAGCCAAUUCGAUACACAACGAUUCCAUUAUCAUGGGAUCGUCAUUGAAACCGAUACUUGGAGUUCACAGCUUCGUUUUCAAAGGCGUUUGCUUUUUCAACCUAGCGUCUAGUUGUAAAAAUAUAGUUUGCAAAUUUCCACACAAGUAUUUCGAUAAUGAGGAAAUUAAAAAUAGACUGAAAAAAAUAAACGACCAAGAGUUUCAAGAAGAAUUCAUAUUACUCAGAAGCUCGUCGGCACUUAGACGGUUAUAUGGAAUGUGCUUUAUCGAAGAAUGUGUUCGUCGCAAACUAACAAAAGUUUUGGUCGAAAUGACAUUGGAAUUUAUCACGAGAGCGAAUAGCAUUUCUAAUCAGGAUAAUUUAUUAGCGAUAGAAGUAAUAGAAACAACUUUACUAUAUUUGAACAAUAUCGACUUGAGUAUUUGCGAAGAUUUACUGAAGUACAAAGUUAAAUCUAACGUACUCUUAUGCGAUGCGUUCAUUAAUACGAUAGCGAAAUCUCAGAAUUUUUCACGUUUUAAAACAGUUUUUAUUAAUUUGACGGAUUUUAUAUAUAACAUUGGCAGAACUUUUGAUUGUGAUGUUGCGAGUAAUGUGCUAGAACGAGUGUGUAUUUUGCCUUUCGACGAAAAUUUGGCGCGGGCGUUGCUUAAACUUAUUAAAAACACAGAUGUAACUAUUCUUUCUAAUUCAAUGAUGUCUUCAUUUGAACGUCAGUUAUCGUUUUCUAAUAAAGAAUUGUAUGAAGAAUUUCUUAUAUUCAAAGUAGAGAAUUUUACGGAUCUAAGGGUGGCUAAUUGUUACAAUUCACCGCUAAACGAAUCAGAGAGGAUAUCCAACAACUCAGGGCUUUCCGAUAAUGAUAUCAGAUAUUCACCGGAUACCACCAAUUUGGAUAGUUUGAAUAAAAUUCCCAUCGAGCCGAAAUUCACUAGAACUAUAGAUCUUAAUAAAUUGAAACUUUUCAAUGAUGUAUCAAAUUCGAGCUCUGCAGAUAGUGAUGCCAAAUUUUCUACAAGAAAUAAUAUCAAAAUGUGGCCGAGUAAUAACAAAAGGCAACUACUAAGAAAUCCGAAUAUGCGCCCGCCAUUACGACCAGCGUAUAAAAGAAGAUCUGAUCAACAAUUUCAUGGAAGUCCUAGUAAAUAUCCACGAAGAAAUGGACCCACAUUCUUU
Molecule: messenger RNA, 3171 nt
Organism: Brenthis ino (lesser marbled fritillary)
Lineage: Eukaryota; Metazoa; Arthropoda; Insecta; Lepidoptera; Nymphalidae
Source: the annotation of a GenBank genome assembly